AUGACAUCUAAUAGUGGUGCGAAAUUGUGCACGGUAGAGGACAGAUAUAAGAAAAGCGAGACAGCGCGCAAGCUCUCUAUAAAGCGCCGCAACGUCGAGUACGUUCUGCAAUACGGCAACGUUACGCCGUUCAUGUGGUACAAGGGCCGCUACCGCUGCUUCUACUGCUCCGAGCCCAUGAAGGAGCCCGAGCUGCUGAGGGAGCACACCGCGAAGGCGCACCAGUUCGCCAACCUAGAGCUGGUCGUGUUCGACCGCACGAAGAACAACCGCAACCGCGACGCCGCCGUGAAGGUGGACGUAACUGGGAUCUCGUGCAAGCUCUGCUCGAGGCCGGUCAACGACCUCGAGCAGCUGAUCCACCACCUGAUCAUUGCGCACGACGCCGAAUACGACCUCAGCGUGCCCAACUGCUUGCUGCCCUUCAAGUUAGACCGCGACCAGCCGACGUGUCCCAUCUGCGACACGAAGUUCGUCUUCUUCGAGUAUCUACUGCGGCAUGCGAACAAACACCACCUAUCGCACGACUACAUAUGCGACGUGUGCGGCACCAGCUUCCAGGGGGAGAACCACCUGAAGAUGCACAACCGCUACUACCACCGGGAGGGCGGCUACACGUGCGAGCACUGCGGCAUAACGCUGGCGACCCUCUCGAAGAAGAUACUGCACGAGAAGAACGUCCACAUGGUGAACCUCUCGACCUGCCCCCACUGCCCCGAGACCUUCAAGAGCCCGUACUUCAAGAAGCUCCAUCUGGCGAACGUGCACGGGGUCGAGGAGCUGAGGAUCAAAUGCCCCUACUGCCCGAAGGUGUACCCGCAGGAGAGCAUAAUGUCGCGCCACAUGAGGCGCGUCCACCUCAGGGAGAAGAACGUGGAGUGCGAGGUCUGCGGCGACCGCUUCUUCGGCCCGUACGACGUAAAGCUGCACAUGCUGAAGCACAACGGCGAUAAGAAGUUCGUCUGCGCGGUAUGCGGGAAGAAGUUCUCGAAGAAGAACAACCUCAACACGCACUCGGCGAUCCACGACGCCGCCAGGAGGUUCUCGUGCAGCGUGUGCGGUAAGGACUUCGCGCACGAGCCCAACCUGAAGGUGCACUUGAAGACCAGGCACCCACUAGAGGUCAAGAGCGGUUCGGACCAAAGCGUGGGCAUCGCCAACGAGCUGGACGACUCGGAAAUCGUCCAGAUGGAAUUCGUCCGGGACGAGAUAGAAGGCGCCGAGCUGACGGGACAGUACAUACAU
This is a messenger RNA of Iphiclides podalirius (scarce swallowtail), 1245 nucleotides long. Lineage: Eukaryota; Metazoa; Arthropoda; Insecta; Lepidoptera; Papilionidae. The record is from the annotation of a GenBank genome assembly.